Molecule: messenger RNA, 906 nt
Organism: Heterostelium album PN500
Lineage: Eukaryota; Evosea; Eumycetozoa; Acytosteliales; Acytosteliaceae
Exons: 4
Coding region: 1-906 (301 amino acids)
Source: RefSeq, a predicted model, not a curated record
AUGGAUGAACAUCAAAAAAUUAAUGUUAAUAGAUAUCUUUGUACAACAAAUCAUAAUAAUAAUAAGAGUAUUAAUGUUAAUAAUUUAAAGAAUAAUCAUAAUAAUAUAAAUGAAAUACAAAAAAAUGAUAUUUUAUCAAAAGAUUUAAGAGAUAUAGGUAUCUAUCUACCGGAGGAAGUGGAUGAUGAUGCAGCUCCCGAGGAAUACGAUGAGUUUGGCAAUCUGAUUGAGUAUGACGACGAAGGAGAGCCCGUCGUCCUAUCGAAACAGGAUCGUAAUCUUCUAAAGAUGGUCGAACAUCAACAGAAUGCACAGGCACUGACCGAUAAGAUCAGAGGUAUCGACGAAUCGAAUCUCUUUGGCAAUGUCCCGGUUAGAGAUAUCGCAGAGGCACAACAAGAGUGGGAUCACGCAGAGUAUGAAAACAAACAAAAGAUGCUAGGUGACAUUACACAUAUCGAUCUAGAAGAUAAGGUGCCGGAGCGUGUCGAACUCUACAAUGAAAUAUCGAAUCGAUUCUCUGUCGUCGACGAUGAGCGUCAUAUUCACUUUAGAGAUGAAGAUGAACCAUCUACAAGUUCUAGUAGUGAACCACAUUUCUCUGAUCAAAUACCAGCUAUAAAUAUAGCAUCAAACGAUGAUUUAUCAACUAGAAUAUCAAAGAUUAGACAGAGAUUACAGAAGAAUCAGUCACUUUCGGGCAGACUGACGGUAGAAGAUAUAAAUAAGAUGUAUCAGCUGUAUAGAGAAGAUCCAGAGUUGAAUAGCGCAGAAUCAUUGGCACAACGAUUUUCAUUGGAUGUCGGUGCUACCAAAAAUAUGUUACAAUACUUUGCUGUGCCGAUCGUUGUUAAAUAUAAUACUGGUGUCAAAUCAGGUCAUUGGUCUGUCAUAUUCGAGCAAUAA